Coffea eugenioides is the source of this 1845-nucleotide messenger RNA. RefSeq names its product auxin efflux carrier component 2. Gene Ontology annotation, biological process: auxin polar transport; auxin export across the plasma membrane. Lineage: Eukaryota; Viridiplantae; Streptophyta; Magnoliopsida; Gentianales; Rubiaceae. The transcript has 6 exons. Gene Ontology annotation, molecular function: auxin efflux transmembrane transporter activity. The record is from RefSeq and is a predicted model, not a curated record. Gene Ontology annotation, cellular component: plasma membrane; endoplasmic reticulum. The coding region runs from base 1 to 1845 and encodes 614 amino acids.
AUGAUAACUGGAAAAGAUAUUUAUGAUGUUCUUGCAGCCAUAGUACCCCUAUAUGUUGCUAUGAUUCUGGCCUAUGGCUCAGUUAGGUGGUGGAAAAUCUUUACCCCUGAUCAAUGUUCAGGCAUCAACCGUUUUGUUGCUGUUUUUGCCGUUCCAUUACUGGGAUUCCAUUUCAUCUCCUCAAAUGAUAUUUAUGCAAUGAAUUACCAUUUUAUUGCUGCUGAUUCGUUGCAAAAAGUCGUAAUUCUUGGAGCCCUUUUCGUAUGGCAGGCCUUUACCAAAAAUGGAAGCUUGGAAUGGAUGAUCACUCUUUUUUCCCUUUCAUCUCUCCCAAACACUCUUGUCAUGGGAAUCCCUCUCCUUCGAGCCAUGUAUGGAGAUUUCUCAGGGAACCUAAUGGUUCAAAUUGUGGUUAUGCAGAGUGUUAUUUGGUACACUCUUAUGCUGGUCAUGUUUGAAUAUAGAGGAGCAAAGCUUCUCAUCUCUGAGCAAUUUCCUGAAACUGCAGCUUCCAUCACCUCUUUUCGCGUUGAGUCGGAUGUUAUUUCUUUAAACGGUCGAGAGCCUUUGCAGGCAGAUGCUGAGAUUGGUGAUGAUGGAAAGCUACAUGUGGUGGUUAGGAGAUCAACCUCGGCUUCCAUGAUAUCUUCAUUCAAUAAAGGACUACAUUCAUCAGCCAUCACUCCCAGAGCAUCAAACCUGACUGGAGUGGAGAUUUAUUCUGUUCAAUCUUCAAGGGAGCCAACCCCGAGGGCUUCGAGUUUUAAUCAGACAGAUUUCUAUGCUAUGUUUUCAAGCAAGGCUGGGAGUGCGAGUCCUAAACAUGGUUAUACAAAUAGUUUUGGUGGGGAAGUAUUUUCAUUGCAUUCCUCUAAGGGUCCUACACCAAGGACAUCAAAUUUUGAAGAGGAGAUGAUGAAGAUUGGGAAGAAGAAGGGAGGAAGAAGCAUGAGCGGAGAGCUGUUCAAUAAUGGAUUAGCUUCAUAUCCUCCUCCAAACCCAAUGUUUUCAGGGCCUGCCAGUGGACCUAAGAGAAAGGAAAGUGGCAGUGCUGCAAUGCCCAACAAAGAGCUUCACAUGUUUGUUUGGAGCUCCAGUGCCUCUCCUGUAUCUGAAGCACAUACCAAAAAUGCAGUUAAUGGAGAUAAUUCAACAGACAUAGGGGCCAUUGAUCCUACUAAGCUUCAAGAGGAUGUUGCUGCUUCAAGAGCAGGGAAAACCAAUGGGGAUAGAGAGAUUGAGAUUGAGGAUGCUUCAAAGUUUCCAGCAAAUGCUUCUCCUUUCUCGUGCCACAAGAAAAUAGAUUUCGAUGAUGUAGCUGAGGCUAAAAAGCAUCAGAUGCCUCCUGCAACGGUCAUGACUAGACUGAUACUCAUCAUGGUUUGGCGAAAGCUCAUCAGGAAUCCCAACACCUAUUCAAGUCUUCUUGGCCUCAUAUGGUCUCUCAUUUCAUUCAGGUGGAACAUUCAAAUGCCUGCAAUUGUUAAGGGAUCAAUAUCCAUCCUUUCUGAUGCUGGCCUUGGAAUGGCUAUGUUCAGUCUAGGCUUAUUCAUGGCUUUGCAACCCAAAAUCAUAGCCUGUGGAAAAUCCGUGGCCACAUUUUCAAUGGCAGUUAGGUUCUUAACUGGGCCAGCAGUAAUGGCAGCAACAUCUAUCGCCAUUGGUCUCCGCGGAGUUCUUUUACAUGUGGCUAUUGUCCAGGCUGCUCUUCCCCAAGGCAUCGUUCCCUUCGUAUUUGCAAAAGAAUACAAUGUCCAUCCAGACAUUUUGAGCACAGCGGUUAUCUUUGGAAUGCUGGUUGCUUUACCCAUCACAAUACUCUACUAUGUGCUUCUUGGGCUAUGA